CCGUUUGGCGCGAAAAUUGCACCCAAACUCAGUACUCACAAAUUAGGGUUUUACUUUCCUAUCAAUUCACUCUAAAAAUUCCUGUCAACAAUGUCAAAUGCCUUUGAUCAGCUGGAAGAAAUCAAAACUCUGAUAUCUUCAAACUCCAAGCAAAACAAAUCAUUCGGUUACUCUUCUCUCUUGCACUUUCAAGAACAGUCCACUAGUAUUCCGUCCGCAGUUCAAGCUGUUGCUCAAAAUGUCCGCUCUCUAAUCGCUUCAAUCGUCUGCGAUAUCUCUGAUGAUAAUGAAGAAACUGCAGCACAGGCUUUGAAGUGCUUGGGAUUUAUGAUUUACCAUCCAUCUCUUGUCGCCACAGUUUUGGUGGACGAUGCCAGUUUUGUUUUACAGUCAUUGACCAAACUUAUAAUGGCCACGAAAUUGAAGUCAGUUUGUAAUUUAGGUGUGUGGUGUAUAUCUAUCCAACAAUUGAAUGCGUCAUUUCUUGCUGCCCAUUUCCAUUCACUGUUGCGAGCUGUUGUUUAUGCCCUUGACAAUCCUAUUGGUUCUUUGUCAACAACAUUUGAGGCUUUACAGGCUGUGAUGAAGUUAGCUGCUCAAUUAAGUGAAAAUAUGAGAGAAUUGUCACAUAUCUGGGUUCUUCCAAUAUGUAGAAGACUUCUUAACAGUGAUAAGAAAGAAAGGGACAUGUCAGAAAGAUGUUUGUUGAAGAUUAAGUCCACAAUGUUUCCUCCUACACUGGCUCUGUCUAAGGCACUUGCUGAAGAGAUGAAGCAAAAUUUACUGAGUAGGAUGAAAGAUCUUAUAAACCAAGACGUGAAGAUUCAAACUAUCCAAGCAUGGGGAUGGUUCAUCUGCCUACUAGGGUCUCAUGCUAUGAAGAAAAAUAGACAUUUAAUGAAUGACAUGCUAAAAGUUCCUGAGCUGACAUUUCCAGAUCACAACCCACAAGUCCAGAUUGCUUCACUGGUUGCCUGGGAAGGUCUUAUUGAUACUCUUAUUCACCUGCCAACACUACCUUGUGCGACAAACAGAGAUGUCGAGAAUGGCUAUCAAAAUUUGAGAACACCUAGAGGAAAUAUUCAUGACAUCCAAGAAAAUGCAGUUCUCAAAAGCAUAAAGCUAAUAAUGACACCUCUAAUAGGCAUCAUUUCAAGUAAAUGCGAAGUAUCUGUUAGCUCAUCCUGCAUGAAUACGUGGUGUUAUCUGCUACAUAAACUCGAUACCUGUAUUAACCGCCCAUCAGUGAUAAAAUUGGUGUUGGAUCCUUUCCUGGAAGCAGUUUUUCAAAAUGGACCUCAUGGUAAGAAUAUUUGGUCAUGGAAUCUCUGCCUAGAACUGCUUGAUUAUUUUAUACUUGCCAAGUUCAAAGAUGUGAACUGUGGCACAAACGGCCUGAUAACUGAUAAUUUAUCGGCUAGAACCUCUGUGCUUGGACCUUCAACAUCAGGUAAAUACUACUGGAAGCUGUAUCCGAUUAAAUGGUUGCCAUGGGAUCUUAGUCAGGUGGACUUCUUUAUAAAUAUGAUUAGUAUUAUCACUUGUCACCUGUCAAUGGAAAAAGUCUCCUGUGAAGACAGAAAUUCAGCAUGUGGUGCUGUUUUGAAGAUAUUUAGAUCUGUUAUAAAAGCAGUCCAAAUGGAGUUAAAAAAUUUGGCUAUUGAUUACAAGGAUAUAAUGUUGUGUUUGAACUCCAUAUUAAGGUUCACAGCUAAGAUAUGUGAAGAUUUAUCUUCAGAAGGAAAACGAAGUAAUGGCAUGCAUCAUGCUUCUCUGUCAUUUAUUGAGGCUGUUAUUGAGGAGUUAGAACCUUCAAUCCUUGGAUCCCCUUUAUACAAGGUGGCAAUAGACCUCAAGUGCAUUGAAAACCAAUUAUCUGGUAAUGACAUUAAACAUGCAAAAGUUCUAGGUAUGAGUUUUGUCACUUACAUGGAUAUGGUUUCACCCUUGGUUUACUUAAUGGUCAUCUACAUCUAUGAGUUGGUUGGUUUAACUUUGAAUAAACCCAAAAUGGAGUUUAUUAUGCAAAAAUCUCACAAGUUCUUAAAAUUUUUAUUUUCUUCUUGUGAUCCUCUGGAAGUUCUUCUAGCUACUAAUGGUUUAUUGUAUGAACACACAAGAUAUGGCCGCUUGCAGAUAUGGGUUGCAAUAACUGAAGAGCUAAAAGAGUGGAUAGAUAGUGUGAAAGAUCUCUCAUUCUUAAAUAAGGAAUCUGACAGUACAUAUUGUCUUGCCAUUUGCCAUCUCUUGUCCUACCCAUUUUUUAUAUACCGUUGUCUUCUACCGACCUCAACCCCAGUCGAAGUCAGAAGCUCCUUAGAAGAAACUCCUGUUUCAUCAGAGAGAAGUCUUGAGCUUGAACUGGUUAUUGAAGUGUGGAAGUCACUUUAUGCUUCUGUUAGUACCUCAAAAAUUGAAUAUUCCACGAGGAGCAGUUUCCCUGAGGACCUGUGUUCAGUAAUAAAUGGGUGUCUUGAUGAUAGUACUAGCAUGCUUGUGUCUAGUACUGGGAUCAAUUCAAGUAAUGAGGAUCUGGAUCUUAAUCUUUUAUGUUUAUCUGGUGAUGUUGUGAUCUUUAUCCUGGAGCAUAUCACGACUUCGGAAAUAAGUUCAAGGUCGGCCAAAACUGAACUUGAUGGUGGCUGUAAAAUCUCUGGUGAAAUCAACAAUAUCUUGGGACUUGCUGCCAGGUUCUUGAAGUUGUCGAGGAUGAAGAUAGGAUCCAAAUCGUUAAAUGGUCCCCGGACUUCAAGGGUGUUUUCCGCAUUGGCAAGCUUCGUUAAUUGCCUAGUGUUCCAGGAAAAUAUUGUUUCAUUUUUCAAGAUAAUUUCCUGUCCGCUGCUUCACUGGUUGUCAGGUAUCGAAGUACAGGAUCAAGCCACCAAUGAGCAACUUCAAAGACUAUGGGCUGAAACCUUGAAUUCUUUACAGAAGAGUAGGCCACCAAUAAUCUUCAAUUCUGCCUUCCUCAAACUCCAGGCAUGCCUCCUUGAGAAAGCACUUGAUCACCCAAGAUAUUCCAUUUCAGAACCCACUGUUUCCUUUUGGAACUCCACAUAUGGUAAACAAGUGGAGUUGGAUUACCCUCAAAACUUGCUUCACGUCUUAGACAAGCUCUCAAGAAGUGGAAGAAUAAACCUCUACACAAGAAACCAACCAUUGCUAAAGAGAUGCCAUUCUGGAAUAGAAGACACUACAACUCCACAGAAAUACAAGGUGACUGCAACACAUAACAGGAGCUCGAAAAGGGUAGAAUUAAUAGAGGAAAUGAUAAAUAUAACUGACCACAGGGGUCAACUGUGCCCUAGUCCAAAAAGAAAGAGGUUGACACUCACUGAACAUCAAAAGGAGGUAAGACGAGCACAACAGGGAAGGGAAUGGGAUUGUGGAGGACAUGGUCCUGGAAUUCGGACUUAUACAAGUGUUGAUUUUUCUCAAGGAAAUGAUGAAUCACAAGAGACUCAAGACUAUUAGAAUUCUCAAAACAUCAUCGAUGUAAAUGUUCUUUUGUGGAUGGUUAUGCGGAAGUGUUGUAUGUAAAUCAGUAAAUUAAUAAUAUGAAUUUUAUGGCAGAAUCAGGUGGCCCUACUUUCGAAUGUAAUGUCAGCCAUAACCAUCAUCUUCAG
This is a messenger RNA of Pistacia vera, 3626 nucleotides long. RefSeq lists its product as uncharacterized. Gene Ontology annotation, cellular component: nucleus. The transcript has 10 exons. Lineage: Eukaryota; Viridiplantae; Streptophyta; Magnoliopsida; Sapindales; Anacardiaceae. The coding region runs from base 91 to 3474 and encodes 1127 amino acids. The record is from RefSeq and is a predicted model, not a curated record. Gene Ontology annotation, biological process: telomere maintenance.